This is a messenger RNA of Salmo salar (Atlantic salmon), 2371 nucleotides long. RefSeq names its product WAP four-disulfide core domain protein 1. Gene Ontology annotation, molecular function: peptidase inhibitor activity. Gene Ontology annotation, cellular component: extracellular region. NCBI's taxonomy places the organism in Eukaryota, Metazoa, Chordata, Actinopteri, Salmoniformes, Salmonidae. Gene Ontology annotation, biological process: regulation of cell growth. The record is from RefSeq and is a predicted model, not a curated record.
CUCAUAGGCAGAUGUGCUUGUCGUGCCAGCAGACUGAUUUAACCCUCUCCUCAGAAUAACUGAUGCACAGACAGCUGCCUUUCACUUCCUCUCCUUGACUCCCCUAACUAUUUCCCUCUUUCCUUUUCUCUCCACAGUAGCUCUAUUCAUUCUUUCUCCUCCUUUCCAUUCCUCUUUCUGAUUUUCCCUUGCAGUUUUCCCUGCUCAGACGGCUAUAAAGACUUGUCCUGUAGCAGAGCUUGUGUAAUCGCUGACUUCACAGGCAUGAGAACAGGAGCCCCUGCCUCAACACCGGCCCAAUAAGGAAUACCAAGCACUGGACUGAACACCACAGCGUUGGAGGGAAGGACAAAACACAAGACAUACAAAGAAAAACAGGCCACCUUUUCUAAACUCCAAGGAAGAAGGAUACAAUACAGAAUACAAGGAGUGGCGGCAGAAGAGACAAAACAGUGUGAGGAGUACAGGAAGAGUUCAGCGUUAGACCAUGCCUGGCUGUCAUGUCCGGAUACCGCUGGUGCUAUGCAUGCUGGUGCUGUCCUGUGGGUCAGGAGGCGCCCGGCGGAUCAGGAAGAGAGGGCUUAACCAAAAGGACUAUGAGUAUCCGAACCAGCAGUCCCAGUCCACCCAGCACCAAAAGAACGACCGCUGCCCACCCCCACCUCAGAUGCUGCCGGAGCGGGCCUGCGAGGUGCCCGGCUGCCGCUCUGACUCAGAGUGUGAGCGCCACAAACGCUGCUGUUACAACGGCUGCAUCUACGCCUGUCUGGAAUCAGUGCAGCCACCACCAGUGCUGGACUGGCUGGUUCAACCCAAGCCUCGGUGGCUGGGAGGGAAUGGCUGGCUUCUAGACGGUCCAGAGGAGGUACUGCAGGCGGAGGCAUGCAGCACCACAGAGGAUGGGGACGAGCCCCUUCACUGUCCCACCGGCUACGAGUGCCACAUCAUCAACCAAGGAAACCCCGCUGUUGGCAUCCCCAACAGAGGACAGUGCAUCAAGUCACGUGGUAACUCUGAUGGACGUCCCAUGAGGCAAAAGUCCUACAAGGACUAUAAGGAUUACUUGGGAACUGGAAGCAGCUCUAAUAAUGCUGUGGCCUAUGAGAAACACCAGCACAAACAUCUGGGAUGAGAGCAUCGGAUACCUCUCCACAGAACCUCAGCUAUCAGAGCCCAGAUACCAAACCUCUCAUCAACAGAACACAACCAAACCAGACCUGGUAACCUCACGGUGCGUUACAUCUCAUGUCUGGCCUGGGAAAAGGAUGAAAACAAGCCUACAUUUCCUACCUCUUCUCUAGCUGGUAUACUCAAUUUUGUUGUAAUAAUGGUCCAGGCAGGGUUAACCCACUACUUUGAGAGAUUUACACACACACACACAAAACGUGUUGUGAUUUAGUCAUGGGUUAGGAAUAAUGGCAUUAUGGUUGAAACAGAAAGGUAUAAGACACAGUAAACAUCGAAGCACUUUUCUUUCCAUCUCAAACUGGGAAAUAAAACAUGCCAUUAUUCUAUACACUAAGUAGAUCCACUGCAAAACACUCCACAACCAGACACACACCUGCCACCUAGGCAGACCAACGCUGAUCUUUCUCCCACUAAUAAGUAUUUUCACCAAUCAGAUCAGCUCUGAAAAAUAUCUGUGAAAAGAAAUGUGAUUGCUCAAAACUAGUGGAAAAAAUAUCAAAAUUGGGCUGCCUGUGUAAACCCAGCCAUUGAAUCCUAACCUGAGGCCCAUUGAGGGCUGGUCAAUAGGAAAUAAGAACCAUGUGCUGCUGUUGGCCCGCUCACCUUCAGGCGAGCAGGAUGAAGGUCCCAUAAACACACAGGAUUUAUGGCUAUCAGACUGAAACCCAGAAACCGAUCCAGAAACAGCUGGUGGUCAACCAGAACCACAAACAGACUCCAUACAUUCAUGUAAUAACUUCACAACAGCCCUCCACUCUACUGACAGCUUGAACAAAGCCUGUCUGUCUAUCAUAGUGGGAGAGCAAUCUAGGCCUUACACCAAUGAUCACAUCAUUUAUCAGAACAUCGGAGAGUUCAAACUAGCAAAAGUGAAUCAAAUUGAUCCUGUUCCAUACAGUAUUUUCACAAAAAUGUGCUUUAGUAUAAUAAAAAGUGAGUGUUUAGGAGUCCACGUCAAGUAUCCAUGUCUGUAUUUGAGUACUAUAUGAAAUGGUGCUCAGUUUCAAGGCUGCCUCUUCUAACAGGAGAAUAAGCUGGUCUACACACAAAGACUGAAUUCCACAAUUAAUAAGCUAGAGGUAUGAACAAGAUGUAACUCUGAGUGAAACAGUGAUAUCCAAAUGUUGUCAAACUGGUGCUGUAAUGUUGCUUUGUGUAUUCUAAAUAAACUUUGUUUGAGGUA